CUUUUCGUCUAUUGUGUAGAUACUCGUGAAUGCAACGCAAUGCCCUGCAAGAACAACGGAACCUGCUUGGAUGGUACAGACUAUUUCGAGUGCACUUGUCUUCCGGGAUUCAAUGGAACAAAUUGUGAAAUCGAAGUGGCAGAACUUGCUAAUCCAGGAUAUUCCAAUGUCCUCUCCAUGGAACUUCAACUUGUGUGGGACUUCCCAGUUCAAGGCAAUGACGACGACAUCAAAUGCAUUGCCAAAUACGGGAUUCAAGACACCAAUGAGGCAGAGCAAGAUGUGGGAGGUACAUCACCGGGUGUCGCGGUGACGGACUUGGAGCCCUACACCACCUACAACUUUCAGCUGAUCUGUGUGAAUCUUGCUGGAAGCAGCGAGCCUCUGGACUUUCCACCCCAACGCACCCUAGCUGGAAGUAUGAUCACUAUCUUGCAUGUAUAUUCAUUCUUAUGUCACCCUAAAUUAAAAAGUCACGUAUGUAUUUAA
Molecule: messenger RNA, 489 nt
Organism: Strongylocentrotus purpuratus (purple sea urchin)
Lineage: Eukaryota; Metazoa; Echinodermata; Echinoidea; Camarodonta; Strongylocentrotidae
Product: neurogenic locus notch homolog protein 1-like
Exons: 2
Coding region: 40-489 (149 amino acids)
Molecular function (GO): protein binding
Source: RefSeq, a predicted model, not a curated record